This is a messenger RNA of Galeopterus variegatus (Sunda flying lemur), 1602 nucleotides long. RefSeq names its product serine/threonine kinase 4 (gene STK4). Bases 63 to 1451 code for a protein of 462 amino acids. Gene Ontology annotation, biological process: intracellular signal transduction; regulation of MAPK cascade; protein phosphorylation. Lineage: Eukaryota; Metazoa; Chordata; Mammalia; Dermoptera; Cynocephalidae. Gene Ontology annotation, cellular component: cytoplasm. The record is from RefSeq and is a predicted model, not a curated record. Gene Ontology annotation, molecular function: ATP binding; protein serine/threonine kinase activity. The transcript has 10 exons.
GUCCGGGAGGAACGCGGGGUGGAUGGAGCAGUGAGCGGGUCUGGGCGGCUGCUGGCAGCGCCAUGGAGACGGUGCAGCUGAGGAACCCGCCGCGCAGGCAGCUGAAAAAGUUGGAUGAAGAUAGUUUAACUAAACAACCAGAAGAAGUGUUUGAUGUCUUAGAGAAACUUGGAGAAGGGUCCUAUGGCAGUGUAUACAAAGCUAUUCAUAAAGAGACCGGUCAGAUUGUUGCUAUUAAGCAAGUUCCUGUGGAAUCAGACCUGCAGGAGAUAAUCAAAGAAAUCUCUAUAAUGCAGCAAUGUGACAGCCCUCAUGUAGUUAAAUAUUAUGGCAGUUAUUUUAAGAACACAGACUUAUGGAUUGUUAUGGAGUACUGUGGGGCUGGUUCUGUGUCUGAUAUCAUUCGAUUACGAAAUAAAACGUUAACAGAAGAUGAAAUAGCUACAAUAUUACAAUCAACUCUUAAGGGACUGGAAUACCUUCAUUUUAUGCGAAAAAUACACCGAGAUAUCAAGGCGGGAAAUAUUUUGCUAAAUACAGAAGGACAUGCAAAACUUGCAGAUUUUGGGGUAGCAGGUCAACUUACAGAUACCAUGGCCAAGCGGAAUACAGUGAUAGGAACACCAUUUUGGAUGGCUCCAGAAGUGAUUCAAGAAAUUGGGUACAACUGUGUGGCAGAUAUCUGGUCGCUGGGAAUAACUGCCAUAGAAAUGGCUGAAGGAAAGCCUCCUUAUGCUGAUAUCCAUCCAAUGAGGGCAAUUUUCAUGAUUCCUACAAACCCUCCUCCCACGUUCCGAAAACCAGAGCUGUGGUCAGAUAACUUCACGGAUUUUGUGAAGCAGUGUCUUGUAAAGAGCCCUGAGCAGAGAGCCACAGCCACUCAGCUCCUACAGCACCCAUUUGUCAAGAGUGCCAAAGGAGUGUCAAUACUGCGGGACUUAAUUAACGAAGCAAUGGAUGUGAAACUGAAACGCCAGGAAUCCCAGCAGCGGGAAGUGGACCAGGAUGAUGAAGAAAACUCGGAGGAGGAUGAAAUGGAUUCUGGCACGAUGGUUCGAGCAGUGGGUGACGAGAUGGGCACUGUCCGAGUAGCCAGCACCAUAAGUGAAGGAGCCAAUACUAUGAUUGAGCAUGAUGACACACUGCCAUCACAGCUGGGCACCAUGGUGAUCAAUACAGAGGAUGAGGAAGAGGAAGGGACUAUGAAAAGAAGGGAUGAAACCAUGCAGCCUGCGAAACCAUCUUUCCUUGAAUACUUUGAACAAAAAGAAAAGGAAAACCAGAUCAAUAGCUUUGGCAAGAGUAUACCUGGCCCACUGAAAAAUUCUUCAGAUUGGAAAGUACCACAGGAUGGAGACUAUGAGUUUGUAAGUAGUGUUGAGAGUAAAUGGUUAUGUCUUCUGGGGGAAGUUAUUUGGAAUGUCACACAUCUAAUUGGGUUGUUUCACUGACAGUGCCUGAGUAUUUUCUUGUGCAGUUUGAAUCUCCUAUAACUGCCCCUGCCAGCAGCUCCUGGGCUGAGGGCCUCAAGAGUUUGAGACAACAACAUUUUGACUGAUGUUUGAGCAGUUCUGGGAUUCCUGAUUAGUGGCACAUUUUUUG